This is a messenger RNA of Cyprinodon variegatus (sheepshead minnow), 3920 nucleotides long. Its product is annotated as muscleblind-like protein 2a. Lineage: Eukaryota; Metazoa; Chordata; Actinopteri; Cyprinodontiformes; Cyprinodontidae. Gene Ontology annotation, molecular function: metal ion binding. Bases 660 to 1835 code for a protein of 391 amino acids. The record is from RefSeq and is a predicted model, not a curated record. The transcript is spliced from 9 exons.
UUUGUUUUGGCUGCUUGGAAAAUAUCCAGUUUCUGGUCUCUGAAUCGGUUGGUCAGGAAGGAGAGGGUGGGUGUUUUACGGUUAUGAUUCUAAAAACCAAGCAGCUCAAAAUGUUAAUCUAGCUUUCAUUUUCAGCUUAAAAAAAAAAAAAAAACUAGUUUAGAGCUGCAUGAAGAGGCAGAGGAAGUUUCUCUUGCUCCGUUUCCUGACUUGCGCCUAAAGGAAUUUGCUGUUGUAUGCUUUGGUUUUACACGGACGGCUGCUAAAGAGAAGGAGGAAGAACAUCAGAGGUCUGCAAUAGAAGUGCCUUUGAGAAGAUAGCUCCACCCUGAAGUUGGUGCAAAGUCAUAGCUGGCCUAUGCUCUUUUUUUAAAGACAAAUUCAAGAAUAUACGAUACCUCGACUGCAAAGUUUUUGGUGCUAGUUUGCACACAUUAAGCACCAACAAGAUAGUGGAUCCUUAGCCAUAAGAAGAAGAAGCAGACAGAAAUAUGACCUAGGAAUGUCUACCUGAAAUAACUUUACCUGCUUCUUUUGGUUAAAGGACAAUGCUGCAUUUUCUCCUAUAUGUUUCAUUAAACUCUAGCUUUCAAAUUCUUUUAAUUUUUUUUUAACCAUAAGAAUUUUAACACUUACUGUGUUGUGAACGCAUUUUGGACAUGGCACUCAAUAUGUCUUCAGUAAGAGACACCAAAUGGCUGACGUUGGAAGUUUGUCGUCAGUUUCAGCGCGGCAACUGUUCACGCAGUGAUGAGGAAUGCAAAUUUGCACAUCCACCCAAGAGCUGCCAGGUUGAAAACGGGAGAGUCAUUGCGUGCUUUGACUCACUGAAGGGCAGAUGCUCAAGAGAAAACUGCAAGUAUCUCCAUCCUCCUACUCACCUGAAAACCCAGUUAGAGAUAAAUGGACGCAACAACCUAAUCCAUCAGAAGACGGCUGCUGCUGUUCUUGCCCAGCAGAUGCAGCUGAUGAUCCCUGGACCGAGUAUGCAGCCUGUGGGGCUUGGCACUAACACCAGUCUGGGUUAUGGGUCUUACAUUACCCCUUUGAACCAUGGAAUGAGUCUCAUCCCCUCAGACAUCCUCUCCAGCACCCAGGUUCUUGUUCCUGGCAGCUCAGCUGUCACGGUCCAAUGUACCUCCUCUUCCUCUUCUUCAUCUUCUUCCUCGCCAUCUCAGAAGCUGCAGCGUGCAGAUAAAUUAGAGGUGUGCCGGGAGUUUCAGCGAGGUAACUGCUCCAGAGGGGAGACAGAUUGCCGCUUCGCUCAUCCCAUUGACAGCCCGAUGAUUGACACCACCGACAACACAGUCACUGUUUGCAUGGACUACAUCAAGAGCCGCUGCUCCAGAGAGAAGUGCAAGUAUUUUCACCCGCCUGCACACUUGCAGGCCAAAAUCAAAUCCAGUCAACAACAAGUCAGUCAGACAGGGGCAGGAGCCCAGGCCACAGCUGCAGCCAUGACUCAGUCGACCGCCAAAGCAAUGAAGCGACCCCUCGAGGCAGCUGUAGACCUGGGCUUUCCACCCAGCGUCCUGCAGCACCUACCAAAGAGACCAGCCCUUGAGAAGAGCAGCUGGGCCAGCUCUCUCCUCUCACCCAGUUUAUUGCACUACCAGCAGGCUUUGGCCAAUACACAGCUACAGCAAGCUGCAGCAGGAUUUUAUCCCACUGGUUCUGUCUUUUGCAUGACUCCUGCUAACAACUAUGAUCAUCCUCAAGUAACCAUCAGAAACAGAAGUCACUGCCACAUUGCAGCUGUCCGAGGUGCUGAACAGCCUCCCUACAAACAUUCUACUAACAUCAUGCACACCAUACAACAACCUGCAUGUUCAUAAUGUUGCUACUGAUAUGUUCAAGUUUGAGGGUUACUUUGCAUUAUAGAACCUCUGUCGUCAGUGCACGUUUUUUAAAUCUAUGUUAAAAUACAUUUUCAAUCUUUUCAUGAAUACUUUGCCCCCGUUUACCGAUCUUGAUUAAGUUUAAAUUAAGAUUAAAGUAUUGUGUCUACAUAUGUGAAUUGUACAGGAAUCGCCUCUUUAAAAGAGGCAAUUCUGUACAAAUGCAGCCAGAAAUGUCCCAAACAGCAGAAAAGAACACAGUGUAAAUACAGUAAUAACACCUUGUGAACUGUCCUGAACAAAAAGGCUAGAAAUCUCACUUAUAAACCAUUUAAGUGUGUACAUAUUUAUGGCUGAAUACAUUUAGGUUGGUCAAAGAAAUGUCAGAUGGGUCAUAUAUUGCGAAUUGUUUUUACCUUGAAUGUUUUAUUUAAGUAAAUUUUUUUUUAUAAUGAUUCCAUAGUGCCAGAUCUUACUUAAAUUUAACAAACCAGUGGCAAGCACUUAUUUAGCUUUUUAUUCUCAUGUUAUAAUGUAUAAUAUGAAAACUGGCUUAUGGACAUCCCUUUAAAAUGCUCAGAAAGAUCCCCAGAGAACUGGAUCAGUGCUCCACCUUCUGGUGUGCCUUUGCAUUGCAUAGACAGGUUCUAUGCUGAGAGGAAAUGCUGUAUAAUCCAUCUGAUGUCAAAUAAUUUCUCAUGAGCCAUCACAGUAGUCACAUUAAAAGUGGUGUACAUUUAACAAUAUAAACUUCAUAAGCUUAUUACUCUGAGUCAGAUGUUUAGAGGAUAAAGUUUAAACAAUAGAAAGAGUGGCUAUGGUAGGUAUGCCAGCUGGGAUUACAACUGCUAAGGUGUUGUGUGAACACUUUCAGAAUUGUUUUGUUUGAAUGUUUCAAGUGCCUACAUACAAUGGUAGGUAGAAGUACACAACACAGUCCAUAUUUACUUUCCUGGAACUCAGAGAUUACCUUCAGAAACCUUUACCAGAUACUUUUCUUGUUAAGUAUCUUUACCUUUUUAAGCUCUAGGGUACUUUCCAAACCUUACUAGUAUGAGGUGUAACACAAGGUGAAUUGUAACCCUGUGGAACCUAAUACUUGUUUUUAAAAACAUAUUUAUGAGUUUCACGAAGUACUUUGAAAGUACCCAGAUACACAUUACUGGAUAAUAAACACUGCUUACUUGAAUGCUCAGUAAGCUCUAGGAAUAUAGCUGAUUCUGCAAAAGUGCUAGUUCUUCUAGACAUCAAUUUAAACACCCAUUAGUACUGGGUACUGGAACCAGAAAGUUCUGGAAAUGUUAAGAAAACAUUAUGGAUCAGAUUGGAACCUCCAAGUUUCUGAAAUGUAACCUCUAAAUCCAAGAGGAUGUAGACUGUGUUGCGUAAUGCUACUGAAUCAACAUGUUAAAAUAUUUACAAAGUUUUGUGUGAAAAAGCACUUCAGUAAUGUACUUAUUCAGCCACUGAUGUUUGAGACCGAUUUCCAAUGUAGUGUGCUGUGCCAAGUCAGUGCGUUUUCUUGAAAAGUUGAUAUGAUUUAGUUUGAAUAAAAUUCUUACCAAUGUUAAAACACAGUACUGUGGAUAGGACCUAUUAUCCAGUUUUUUUUUUGUUUUUUUAGGUUUUUUUAGGUUUUUAAAAAAAUAUGUUGUAAAUGAGCUAAGAAUAUUUUAUGGUAUGAUAGAAUUUCAGAGGUAAAAAAUUGUUUUGGUGAAAUGUGUUUGUGUGGUUAAACCAUCACAGCAGCCAGUCUGACUAUUGUGUUUUUAAGAAGAAUAACUUAUCUGGUGUACUUCUAUUUCCUAAGGGCGUAUUCACACCUAACACAUGUAGUCGGCUUUAAAAAGACCAGAGUUUGUUUCCCCUAAGUGAACCAUGGUCUGGACCAAGCCACCAGACCCCCUUUUUGAGGCGGUUUUGUUCCGCCUCCAGACAGACUCUUACUCUACUGUGGUUUGCUUAAAAUAAGAAUACAAACCGACCUCGAUUUCACCCGACUACAGAAAUCUCUUUGGACUAAACAAAUUCUAAAAUCAUACCGGUCAGUUGCUUAGCAACGUUGCUGCCGCUGUUCAUUUA